GGACAAGGUUAUUGAGAUAUUCAAAUAUGUGAAAUUAACACGUUUACUAGUUGAUUCCACCGUUACUGUAAUCGUUGAUGCUCGCUUUAUAGCACAGCUGUAGAUUUGCUAUUUAGUUAUUAAUUAAAUGCACGAAUUACGUAUAAGAAGAAAAAAUUGAUACUUGCGCAACAAUCGUACUUUGGUGAAUAAUUUAAAAAAGGAAACAUUCAUAAUAUAUAGUUAAAUAUUAUUCAUAAACUUAUAUUCAUAGACACGUCCCAUGAGAGAAGCUGACACAGACAUUAAAAAGAGAGAACAAUAGCGUAAGUCACUGUGUCUCUUUCCAACACGUCAGUUUAUAUCUAUGAUAGCGGCUCGUAAAACGUGUGUAAACGUAAAAUACAGUUAAACAUAAAGUUAAAACGUAAAAUUUUUUUUUAAAUGGUUAAGUUUUGCUGUAUAUGUGAACUACAAUCAGGAAUGAUUGAGUAUAUUUCUUUUCACAGAAUUCCCGAAAAAGAAGAAAUAAAGGCAAGAUGGUUCACAAAUAUAGGCCGCGAAGUCGGUAAAUGCAGUACAGUUUGCACUAUUCCAUCUUUGUCACUUAUUCAGUCUGACAGUAAAAAUGAUGUAAAAAUUGAAAUUGAAUGCGACAACUCGUUACAGAGUGUCUCUGAAACAAAGAAUUGCAAUGACUUUGCAAGUGCAAAAAAUCUGACAGAUAUAGCUAACAGAUUUGAUGAAAACAUUGAAUGUAGUGGAAUUAGUAAUGCAGAAAAUACAAAAAAUAAUGAAGUAACCGAAACAUCAACAUUAAAAAGUUUUCAAAAUGUGAAAAUUGAAAUUGAAUGCGACAACUCGUUACAGAGUGUCUCUGAAACGAAGAAUUGUAAUAACUUUGCAAGUGAAAAAAAUCGGACAGAUACAGCUAACAGAUUUGAUGAAAACAUUGAAAUCGUUGUAUCAUCAAAUGACUCAGAAUGUAGUGGAAUUAGUAAUGCAGAAAAUACAAAAAAUAAUGAAGUAACCGAAACAUCAACAUUAAAAAGGACCGCAGACGAGCCUGUUAAGGGCGCAAAGUCUUUUUGUAAUCCACAAUAUGUAAGAGAUUUACAAAGAGAAAAUUUUACUUCUGAUAAAAGCUGGAAAGUUGUCAACAAAUUUGUGCAUAAGUCAAGAAAACAAAAAAAAAUUUUAUAUCUAAAAGUUAAUCGCCUACGUAAGAAAAUAGAAAUUUUGCAAGCAAUUAUUGGCAAGCAAUUAUUGGCAAGCAAUUAUUAGAUCACUCGAAAUAAAAUGGACUACACGGAGAAAAUUUUAUAUCCAAAAUUACUAUGUACAGUAGUAGCUGCGGACCGUGAAGGAAUU
Messenger RNA from Linepithema humile (Argentine ant), 1350 nucleotides. The record is from RefSeq and is a predicted model, not a curated record. NCBI's taxonomy places the organism in Eukaryota, Metazoa, Arthropoda, Insecta, Hymenoptera, Formicidae.